AUGCCGACGUGCGUUUUCUCAGGACCUCCACCGCAGUCCACCGUAGUUGCGCGACAGCAGGAGCGGGGCCACCUCGGCCUCCGCGAGGAGCCCGCCGCGGGAGCAGGACGGACGCUGGUCUUGCUGCACUGCCACGGCAACGCUACCGACAUAGGCAUGAUGAUGGGCCCGUACCUCGAGAUGUCCAACCAGUUCGGUGUAGAGGUGGUGGGCGUCGAAUACAGCGGCUACGGCAUGUCCUCCGGCACUCCGAGCACCCGAAAGCUUCACGGCGACAUCGAGGCUGCAUACAACCACGUCAUCGCUUCGGGUGUGCCACCUGAGGACAUCGUGGCUUACGGACAGAGCGUCGGGAGCGGCCCGGUGCUGAGCCUGGCCUCCAAGCGGAAGCUGGGCGGCGUCGUGUUGCACUCGCCGAUGCUGUCCGGCAUCAAGGUCAUCGACCCGGAUCCGGACAAGUGCUGCUGCAGACCGUCCUGUUGUUACCGGUGCUUCGACUUCUUUCCCAACGACGAGAGGAUCAGAUCCAUCGGCUGCCCCGCGUUUGUGAUCCACGGGCAGCAGGACGAUAUCAUCCCGUUCUACCACGGCCAACGGCUUGCCGAGGCCACGCCGCUGAAGCAGAG
This is a messenger RNA of Prorocentrum cordatum, 626 nucleotides long. The record is from the annotation of a GenBank genome assembly. NCBI's taxonomy places the organism in Eukaryota, Dinophyceae, Prorocentrales, Prorocentraceae.